Molecule: messenger RNA, 2285 nt
Organism: Megachile rotundata (alfalfa leafcutting bee)
Lineage: Eukaryota; Metazoa; Arthropoda; Insecta; Hymenoptera; Megachilidae
Gene: Syt20
Product: synaptotagmin 20
Source: RefSeq, a predicted model, not a curated record
AGAAAAUCGAUGCGAUGGAAACGAAUGUAAUGCGAAAGAGAUUGGAACGAACGGAAUUGGCAUGCGAGGGAUCGUCGCAACGAAACUUGAUAUACAGAGAACUUUGGCGAAGGAAAUCGUCGCGAUAGAAAUCGGUGUCCUGUGAGAAUUGGCGCGAAGGAAAUCGGUAAAACGGAGAUUGGUCUGCAGGAAAUCGAGGCAAAGGAAAUUAAUAUUCAGGGAAUCUACAUAGAAACAUAAGAAAUCGGUAGAACGAAAAUCACGGAGAAAUAAAUCGAUAAAAUGGAACUAGCUAUCAAAAAAUAUCGGCAUGAAGAAAACGGUCGUGGAGGAAAUCGAAAUAUACGGAAUGCGAAGAGAUUCGGAGUCGGAACGUCCGCGCGCGUAAGGGAAGAGCAAGUGACAACGAAACGACCGUUUCCGCCUUUUAUAUCCACGCUUGUCCAGGAAGAGAAUUUUUUCUCGCGUACACUCUAAUUAAACAAUGACUCGAGAUAAACGUAAAUUCGUUCGAAAUCGUCCAUAUGCUAUUUUUCUGCCGCGAACCGUAAGUUUCCUGUAACAGGUGUUUUGUGCGGACGCUGAUCGAAAAAUGCCUCGACGUAGCAACCGGUAAAAAGCCAACGUGGAAUCGAAGCAGGUUUCAUUCGGAACGUUGAUAUUUUGUCCGCGCGUCCCGGCCGCUUUUUGCUAAGCGGAUAGAAACGAGCGCGAAAAGCACAAGUGUUUUCUGCGCGCAUUAACGUGGCUUAUUUUUUCGUGCAUGCAUCGACUGCACGACAGAUGUUACGGGACACGAGUGGACACGAGUAAUUUUCUUGCUGUCCAUGUGUCAAACAGCACUUUCAACAAUACUGAAAAUAUUCCAGUAAACGAAGAUCGUUAGCGAUAGAAAUAUCGAACACGCGUUUCAGAAGUGAACAAAUAAAAUGAAUGGUGUACGAUGACAUUUUUGGCCCAUGGGGCCGUAUCGUACUUAUCGUAUUGGCUGCGUUCGUCGUCGUCGUCGCCUUGCUCUUGAUCGCUUGCUUUCUAACACCAGGAUGUCUUGGCUACGAAUGCAUCAGGAAACGAAAGAGAGAAGCAAAAAGUGUGCCGUUGCGUGUCAAGAGCAAAGAGAAUGAAAACGUGAAGUUGAACGAUGUCAGCUACAGGUCAUGGAGAUUGGGUAGCCUCUACGAAGACGGGAGCAACGGUACGACGAACGAAAACGUCUCCGUGACCGGAGGCAACUUCUGGAGUACCAGCAAUGCUCGACUCGGUUGUACCGACUCUUCGUCUACUCUGAACUUGGUUCAAAAAGAUAAACAGAAGACGGAGAAGACGCAAAGCGAAUUCCCGACAGAAUUGACGAUAAGCUUGCAAUUCCUACCACCCUGCGACGAGACUGUUACCGGGAAGUUCGUUAUCGGUAUCGAGGCUCUGUCUGGUCUUCCUCCCAAGCAAUACAAUUGCACCCUGGAGCCAUACGUGGCCCUCAACAUCGUGAAGCAAUCUUGGAGUCACCGGAAACGGCAGAAGUUGCAUAGCUUUCGAACGAGGAGCGUCAGACACACGGCCAACCCUAUCUUCAAAGAGACGUUCGUCGUGGCUAACGUGAAAACGCACGAAAUUAAGGAAUGGAUCCUUGAUUUCGCGGCGUACGAUCACGACAAAUAUGCCAACGAUACGGAGUUAUGCUCGUUCAAAGUGUCCAUGAAGGAGAUGAAGCAUGUUUUACAGAGUCCGGAGAUCCAUAUGUUCAACUUCAGAAUGAAGCCGUCCAAUUUGGAAUUCGGAAAUAUUUUAUUAGGCGUGAGUUACUUACCCACAGCCCAGAGACUGACAAUAAACGUAAUGAAGGUGCGUGACGUCAAGUUCGCGCCAGCGGUGUCGAGUUUAAGCAACUUUAAUCCUUAUGUGAAGAUAUUGAUGUUAAACGGAAGGACAGGGCAGCGAAUAAAAAAGAAAAAAACGAAAUUCGUUCGCGCCAAUUUGCAGCCAGAAUUCAACGAAACCCUGACGUUUGACGUGUCUUACAAUCAACUGGAUAUCGUGCAAUUCCUCGUAGUGCUGUGUAGCAAAACUGUACCUGUUGAGAUCCCUGCAAACAUCACGGAUCAGCAAAGCGACAGCGAGGAUUCUGUAACGAUGAGUUACAAAUCAAAAGAUGUUCAUAUCGGUAAAGUUGCACUCGGAAAAGGAGUCAGAGGAUCAACGGAAAGACUGCACUGGUUCUCCGUACUUCAAAAUCCUAGAAAACUCGUCACUGUAUGGCACGUGUUGAAGUAAUAAUUUCUAGAUGA